Lates calcarifer (barramundi perch) is the source of this 5462-nucleotide messenger RNA. Its product is annotated as protein FAM181B. Lineage: Eukaryota; Metazoa; Chordata; Actinopteri; Centropomidae. The record is from RefSeq and is a predicted model, not a curated record.
UAAUCAUAUAUGGAUAAAAUGUUGAUCUGUCGAGCAGACUCUUUGUCAUGUUUUAGAAAUACUGAGGCUUUUAAGUUGCUUCCACCUAGCAGGAACAAUUGCGUGUGCUUGAGAUUUAAUAAAAACCCAAUCGGAGGAGGCCAAUAAAGUGAGUGGUGGGAGGUUAUUGCGGCUACGCCUGCUGACCUCACCCCUGUGGACCAACCUGUGGGAUUCCCCCUGGCACGCAUUCAUUCACUGGCUGCCAUUAAAGCUCUAAAUUGCAGUACCAAGGCAGCCCAUAGACCCUGGUUUGUUCCCCCCCUGCUAGUAAUAAUAUUAAUACAACUCCUGGGGUGCUAGAGAUGUUGAGAGGGGUUGAUGGAAGGUUAAGAGUGAGGCGGUGAGUGGAUGCAGAAAUCGGCAGGGACCAAAAGACCCUUUGUAGUUCACCAUGAAGUCACUGUUUUUUUUUUUUUUUCCUUUCUUUUUUUCUUAUUUCAAAUGUCAAGAUAAAAGGCUAAAAAGUCAUGAAAAUACCUAAGACUAAAACACUUGAAAAUGAUUCUUUUUUACUUUGUAAUUUUCUUUGAACAGUGCUGUUCAAUUCUUCCUUUACCCCUCCUCUUUUAAAGCAAAAGUUCCUGACGUGACAUGACUUUGUGAAGCAGAUGGGGAACAUGUCCUGCACUGGUAUGUGGGUUGAUUUCCUACCAGGAGGCUCAAAGCCAGACUUCUCAACAUUUUGUCACAGGCUUGACUGAAUUUCAGACGCCUCUGUAGAAAGAAACAUAGCUAAACAUGGGGGAGGAUGGUGUCUCUACCACUAAACGCCCUCCUUAAACUUUUCUCAGGACUUUGAGAGGUCAUUAAUUUCGUCAGCCUUUUCUCAGUCUCUGACACCGGCCAUCAAUCAAAGGUGUUAUUAGUAUUCGCUCGACCCCAAACUCUGAGUAUGUCCCCUGCUCAGACAGGGACCACACACUAGUAGGAAGAGAUUAAGCCUGUGUGUGUCACAUCACGUUGCACUGAGCACCCCUGCACCCUUGGGGUUGGGUGCUGCUGAAUAAGUGAAUUCUCAGGGUAGGAGGGCGUGGUGGUAAUGUUUAACUGUAUCUCAACAAUAUGGAUCUGUGUGCUUAACUUGCUGGCUGUGGGGAAAAAGCACAGCAGCUUAUUAAUGAUUUUGUCCAAAUUAAACUUCCCCUGAGGUCCAAACAUAAUGAGUUUUUGAAAACGCAAUCCAUAGUUUGACCUUUUGUGAUGAACGCUAAAAUAAACACCGGACUGUUGUAUGAAUUUAACAAAUAACUCAACAAUUAACCUUACACUUAAAAUCUGUGGAAACAAGGAGUGGAAACAAGUUGAAACCUCCUCAGCUGUGCUCUCAAUUUGUGUAUAUAUAUAUAUAUAUAUAUAUAUUUUUUUUUUUUUUUUUUUUUUCCGAGCUACUCCACAACAGCCCAUCCCCUCACUCCCUCUUAGCCUUUUAUGCAACAAUAGAAACUUGUUUCCGGGAUCUGUGCGUCAAGCUCUGCGAAGUGAAUGACCCACCAGCACAAAAGCCAAAGCCCCUUGACUAGAAAAAAAGGGGGACGGGGUAGGGGUUGGGGGGGUAUGCCUGCCAUGACUGUGAUGAUGUCACUUUGCCAAAAUUGUGAGAGAGGGAGGCCAAAUCAGUUCGGGCAGGCGUUGAAAGCCCCGUGCUCCUCCGCUGAAUUCAUGAGAUGUUGUGAUAUUGCUGCAGCUGACGUCCAUUUUCCUCCUACACUUUACUGUAAUUAACUAAAAGUUUUAAUCUGACAAACAUACAUCUGAAGUGAGCGUAACUAAAUAAACCUCUGCAGUUUCCCCACACAAAUUCUUGUUUUCUCUCUGAAAAGUUUUUCAUUGCCCUCUGCAUAAAUAGAGAGAAAUUCUUUGUUGUGUAACCAUCUGUUGCUGUUACAUCUGAGUUUUUCUGGAUUUCUUUUCAGUCAUAGACUUGUGUUGAGCCACAGAUAAUUAGAUCAGUGCUAUCAGUUUCACUGUCCCUUUUUCUCCCCAGGAAUUAACAUAAGAAAGAAUUUUUAAUGGCCUCACUCCCUUGCUGCUUUUUUUUUUUUUUUUCAUCCCUCCAACUCUUAAAUGAGUCACUGCCUCACCUCAACGUGCACUUUUGUAAGAUCUGCUUUCAAUUAUUCAGCUGCAGUGUCUCCUAAAAACCCAAAAAACGAGAAUAAUAAAUGAAGGUUUAAUGUGAUCAGAGGAUUGCACAGACAUCUGGUGCAUUUUUUGACAAACAAAUACAGAAUAUGUGCAGUAACAGUAAGUUACACAUUUUUGUUGUAUAGUUAACCUAUGUCAAAAAAAUCCAAUCACUCAAAAUUCACUUAAAAUGCAGACAACAUUCUUCUUAUAUUGGGAUAAGUGUUGGCAACACAAUAAUCUGGCUCUUGGACACAUCCUUUAUUGUAUUUACCACUGGCCGAGAAACUUCCUGUAAAUACGUUAUUGUUUACAACAGAAGUUUCAUACCCAGGAUUUCUUAAGGUCAACAUUUCUUCUGGCACACUGAGCCUGAACUGCACUUUAUUCCCCUUUAAUUUAACAGCUCCGGCAGCUUUUCUAGUUAAAUCGACUGUUCAUUAUUGAGACCCAUUUUACGAAGGGGCUGUGAGGUGCAAUUUAAUGAAUCUCUGGCACAAAGCUCCCUUUCACUGCCGGGCAAAGAAUAGAGGCUAUUUAGACCCUGUAGGGCUUUAUGUCAAAGGCAGCCCAUAAUAGUUGUCAGGCCAGGGCAGAAAUUCCCACUGGCCUGGGAAUGCACUAGAAAUCAACUUUUGCCAUGAGCAGAUUAAGACACAAGCAAGCAGUUGGGAAGAUUCUCCCAGAUAGUGGCAUCUGUUUGGGCACAAAGAUUUUCCCACAGAAAGGAAGCCUCUCUCAUUACUGUAUAGCAUUGAUUUUUUUAUAGUUGGGUUUGUUUCAGUGCCUAAACGAACAGUAAUUAGAUUACAAGUUAACGUCUAUUUGGUAAUCCAGACAGGAAACGCAUUAGUAGGCAUGAUGAUUGAAUAGUGGUUUAAAGUGUUCUGAAAAGCAAGCAGGGAUCACAGGAAUAAUGGUGCUGAUUAGUUGAGGAGUGUUAUGGGAUAUUUAUCUUUAUUUUGAAAAUUGCUUUCUUAUUUCUAGUUUAAAGAUGUUUUUUAGUAAUCAUUAAUGUCAAAACAAGAUAGUUUGUUUUAAGUUUAAUCGAGAUAUUUAACAAUUCUGGCCAGCAAAAAUACUCAAACCAAGAUUUUACCGGUUUCUCUGCUCGCUGUUACAGUAAUAUCCUCCACUUUCAUGAGACCAUUUGUGGUUCAGAGCACACACAAACAGUUAAACUAGAGAGGGAGAGUUCUGACAGAGGUUAUUGUCUUCAACUCAGCAGGGAAUUUCAGACAAAUCCCUCUUAGAUGCAGGUGGUCGGGCACAAGCAAAGAGUUAAUCCCGGGGUCCCUUUGCCCCUCCUCUUUGAUGUUCUGACAUCAUUAGUCCAGCCCCCUGUAAGAUCUCCUUUUUCCUCAGAGCCCGUCACUUCUACUCUGGAAUGUUUACAGGAACUUCAUGAACAACAUCAGGACCAAGUGUUUGUCAGAGGAAAAAAGACAUGCUCUGAAGAGACUUUUGGGUCAAGGAUCGCAGCGGAUGCCACAGGUGUAGCCGCUGGGCUCAACAGAGUUAUGGCUGUUCAGACUGCAAUCAUGAACCCUCAGUUCAUGAAUUUCUGCUUCCCUGGUUCUGUGAUGGAGUACGACGUGGAGAAAAGUCUGGAUGGGAGUCUCCUGGGUGAGGCAGAAAAUGAUGAGGACUACAAAGAGACCACAAGGGACUUGCUCAGCUUCAUAGAUUCAGCCUCCAGCAAUAUCAAGCUGGCUCUGGACAAGCCAGUGAAAUCCAAAAGGAAAGUCAACCACAGGAAGUAUCUACAGAAGCAGAUCAAAAGGUGCACCGGCAUUAUAACACCAGGAAACGUAGGAGAAGCCCCAGUAAAAAGACAGGGAUCCCCCGUGGCUCAGCCCAGCCCUUUGCAGAGCAAAACUCUACCUAAGCGUGAUGGGGUCCAGGCCAACUUACAGAGCAAGAGCUUGGCAGCCCUCUUCAGCCCUGUGAAGGAUAUAAGGGGUGAAAAAGCAAAGAAGCCACCCCUGAGGCAUCGCAAUCUGCCCCCUUCUUUCUUUACUGAGCCUGCCAACUGCUCCAAAGUCAGCUCCACAUCUGGGAUGACACUGAAGGACUUGGAACGAGGAAAUCCCGAGGCUGCAGACUUCUUCGAGCUCUUGGGGCCUGAUUACAGCAACAUGGUCAGUGACCAGGACCUUUAUCAAAGCAUGCCUCUCCGGGUGCAGCCGGAGAUGGGGGGCCCGGAUCCUGCUUCAUACGACGCUCACCAUUUAGUUGGUGGCCUCCUCUACUCCGAGCCCUGGACUAGCUGCUCUGGACCCUCUAAGAAACUGGGGGAGAGCCUGCGAACAGGCCCGGCCCAACCUCCUGUCUACUGUCACUCUGAGGCUGCUACUGGGCCCAUAGAGGACAACGCACUGUGCACUUUGGCCUUCCCGAACUUCUUCACAGACUGCUCCAUACCUCAGGUCACUUAUGAUUUAAGUGGUGGUUAUAACAGAGCUAAUUAUUCAUCUCUAUGAGAAAGUGACCAUUCUGUUGUUAGAAGUGCCGGUAAAAAGCAGAUAAAAUUGCUGUUUAACAGUAGUGUAAGAGAGUUUGAUAUCUGUACCCUAUUUGUUUAUCUGUUGUGGAAAUAAUAUUGCAAGCUGGAUUUAAAGAUAUUUUAUCAUUCUUGCUCAACAGAGUUGUGUAUGAAAGGGCUUUCCCCACAUGAAAACCUGUUUUUUUUCAUGAAAAAACUGUCAAAAGCUCUUUAAGAUUACUUGAUGCCACAUACUUUUCAAUAUGCCAGUUUCAUUUUCUACACAGUUCUGUUUAAUGUUGUACUGUUUCACAUGUGGAUAUGAUUUUUUUUUUUUUAAUCUCAGGUGAUUUCAAAUGUCAUUCUGAUGUGAUGUUGGGUAUGUUUCAGUUUAAUUGCCAGAGUAUGUGCCUCUGUUCAUCAGAAUGAAACUGGACAUUUGUCAAUGACACAUACCAUUACCUUUUCAUACUUAACAAAAAAGAAAACCCUGCAGAAAUAGCUUUCGGUUUAGUCCACUAAACAGCAGUUAUUGCUAGGAGAUCAUAUCAUAGAACCGUUGCUGCAACAAUCUCUCAGCGAGGCACUUUUUUCCGGUCCUAUUAGAAACGAUUCUGUGCUGAGACAUAGAGGGGGAGAUCCAUUUAACUGUAAUGAUGAUUACAACAAUGUGUGAUGCCAUAUUUGUUCUUCAGCUCAGAAGUGAUUUUCAGCUGGCAGAUUCACCACUUGUAUUUGCUUUUUGGGAGAAGCCUAUAAUGUAUCUAGCUAUUGUAAGAGGACAAAAUAAAGCUGGUCUUUAUUACUGUGA